AUACUAGGUAAUUACACCAUCAGCGGUCUAGACAUAGGCACUCACGACUCACGACCCGUACCGUGAAGUUUCCAACUUUGAAGCAAUGGCAAGAUUUUCAGCUGGCCAAUUAGUUUUUGCCACGUCAUCGGAGCACGAAGCUUCGUAGAGGCAGGUAGCACAGGAUAGUAAUUCGCUCCUUCUUUGCUUACCCCUCCUUCGUCCUCGACUUCCUGGUGGUCGUUUCGUUUACAAUACACUUGGUCUUGGUCGCGCUGUCUCUGUCGAUUAUUUUGCUUUUGAAGCCGAAGCUCCAAGCUCCAGCACUGCACUCGGCGAACAACGGGCUCACCUGUGAUCCGGUUCAGAUUUGAGUGAAGUGUCGUCCUUGUCGACGCAAAUGAGCACAAGUCAAACGCUUUUUCUGCAGUUCGUGGUCAAGUUUUGAUUUUUCGACAAUCACUGAAUAUGAUGCAAUCAGGGUAUAAUAUUAAUGAUUUGUUUCAAGAAGCUCAAACCCGUUGGCUGAAGCCUGCGGAAGUGCUCUACAUAUUACAGAACCAUGAAAAGUUCAAGCUCGCCCCAGAGCCCCCUCAACAGCCUAGUAGUGGAUCUUUGUUUCUAUUUAACAAGAGGGUCCUUCGGUUCUUCCGUAGAGACGGGCACCACUGGCGUAAAAAGAAGGAUGGAAGAACCGUUGGUGAAGCACAUGAACGACUUAAGGUCGGAAAUGCUGAAACUUUAAAUUGUUAUUACGCACAUGGAGAGGACAACCCAAAUUUUCAGAGACGUAGCUACUGGAUGCUAGAUCCGGCAUAUGAGCACAUUGUUCUUGUGCAUUAUAGAGAAAUUAGCGAGGGAAAGUCCAGUACUGGAACUUUUGCACAAUCACCAGUAUCCUCUUCUUCCUUCAGCAAUAGUCCGAGUGAUAAGACUACUCAAAAUAGGGGCUCUAUCUCCAUGAUUAGUGAUUUACAUGAACCUUAUCAGAAUUUAUCAAGCCCAGGUUCUGUAGAAGUUAAUUCAGAUGUAGCCAUCAAGAAAAAUGGAAGGGAGAACCCAGAUAAGUUAUAUGGAACUGGGGAGUCAGAUAGUUCAGCUAAGUUUGAUGUUAGUCAAGCUUUGCGACGGCUCGAGGAGCAGUUAAGUUUGAAUGAGGACAGCUUCAAUGAAUUUGUCGAUGAUAAUCCAAAUUCAGAUAUCAUGGACAGGUUCAAUGAAUUUUUGGAUGAUACAAAUGGUUCGGAUAUCCUGGAAGACCAUAGUGAUAUGACCAAUCAGGAUCAGUUUACUGCCUUCCAUGGACCAGAAUAUGUUGUACAUGAUCAGUUCUAUGGUGGACGUGCUCAGAUGCAAGGUAAUGCAACCAAUAGUGGUGAACAUAGUCAAUUCAUUGGUCAGGAAUUUGCAGAUAGAAACAAAGAAUCUGCACCUUGGAAAGAGGUUCUGGAUUCAUGUAAGCCUUCAUCAGUUGUAGAGCCCAAGGAGAAAUGCUUAUACGAAUUGGACACAAAUGAAAAGUUGCCAUCUUCUUUCAGGAGUGGACCAACUGAAGGUCAGGAGCAUUGUCAGUGGUUAAAUUCAGACGGAACUAAUGUUAAAAACUUUUCUUUGUCACUGCCUGAAGAAGUUGACAGUUUCAAGCUUUCUCCAUGUUCUUCUGCGAUGGGAACACAUUCAGACUAUUAUACAUCGUUGUUUGAGCAAGGCCAGACUGGAACUCUUGAUUCAGAUAUCAGUUUGACUGUUGCACAAAAGCAAAAGUUUACAAUUCGGGAAAUAUCUCCAGAAUGGGGUUAUGCCACUGAGGCUACAAAGGUCAUAAUUGUUGGAUCUUUUCUGUGUGAUCCAUCAGAAUCUGCAUGGAGUUGUAUGUUUGGUGACAUUGAAGUCCCUGCUCAGAUCAUUCAGGACGGUGUACUCCAUUGUGAAGCUCCUCCUCACCUUUUUGGGAAGGUGACUAUCUGCAUUACUUCAGGCAACCGGGUGUCCUGCAGUGAAGUCAGAGAGUUUGAGUAUCGAGUUAAGAGCAGUAGUGGUACUAAUAACUCGCCUCCAACAGAAACUACCAAGAGUGCUGAAGAGCUGUUAUUACUUGUCAGGUUUGUUCAAAUGCUCAUGUCUGAUUCAUCAAUGCGGAACAGAGAUAGUGUUGAACCUGAGACCCUGAGGAGAUUGAAAGCUGACGAUGAUACGUGGGAUAGUAUCAUUGAGGCUUUAUUACUCGGCAAUGGAAGUGCAUCUAGUAACAUAUAUUGGCUUUUGGAAGAGCUUUUGAAAGACAAGUUGCAGCAAUGGCUUUCUUCCAGAUCCCAUGGACUUGACCAGACAGGUUGUUCCUUGUCCAAGAAAGAGCAAGGGAUAAUACACAUGGUUGCUGGUUUGGGCUUUGAGUGGGCCUUAAACUCAAUACUAAGUUUUGGAGUCAAUAUUAAUUUCCGUGACAUAAAUGGAUGGACUGCUCUGCAUUGGGCCGCUCGUUUUGGAAGGGAAAAGAUGGUUGCUGUACUUAUAGCUUCCGGUGCAUCAGCUGGAGCAGUGACGGAUCCCAAUUCCCAAGAUCCAAUUGGCAAAACUCCGGCAUCUAUUGCAGCCAUCAGUGGGCAUAAGGGACUUGCAGGCUAUCUUUCAGAGGUCUCAUUAACUAGCCAUCUGUCAUCCCUUACACUGGAAGAAAGUGAGCUUUCUAAAGGCUCUGCUGAGGUUGAAGCAGAAAUAACUGUAAACAGCAUCUCAAACAGAAGCCUUCACGGCAAUGAGGAUCAGGCCUCACUUAAAAACACCUUGGCCGCUGUCCGGAAUUCAGCUCAGGCUGCGGCACGCAUACAAUCUGCUUUCCGAGCACAUUCUUUCAGAAAACGAAGACAGAAAGAAGCUGGUGUUAGUAUAGAUGAUUAUGGUAUCAGUUCAGAUGACAUUCAAGGGCUUUCAGCGAUGUCAAAGCUAGCCUUUCGUAACCCACGUGAUUAUAAUUCAGCUGCAAUAUCUAUUCAGAAGAAAUAUCGAGGCUGGAAAGGUCGCAAGGAUUUCCUGGCUUUGCGCCAGAAAGUUGUAAAGAUACAGGCGCAUGUGAGAGGGUAUCAGGUCAGGAAGCACUACAAGGUAAUUUGCUGGGCUGUUGGAAUCCUGGACAAAGUUGUACUAAGAUGGCGAAGGAAAGGAGUUGGUUUGCGUGGUUUUCGGCAUGAAACACAGUCCAGUGAAGAAAGUGAAGAUGAAGAUAUUCUCAAGGUGUUCCGCAAACAGAAAGUGGAUGGAGCCAUUGAAGAGGCUGUCUCGCGGGUACUGUCCAUGGUUGAGUCUCCAGAGGCACGCCAGCAGUAUCAUCGCAUGCUGGAGAGGUACCAUCAAGCUAAGGCUGAACUAGGUGGCACUAGUGGUGAAGCAGAUGUACCGAAUUCCCUUGAUGAUACAUUCAAUGUAGAAGACAUUGAUAUGUAUCAGUUUCCCUAGAAGCAAACAUCUAAUUUUUCUAACUUAUGUUGCUCAUUGGUUUACCUAAAUUUCACUGAUCACAUAGUAGAUGUAUGUUGUUAGUAUGGGUUCGGUUUGUACAUAAUGAUCUUGGUUAAUGAUGUAAAGAGAUGUUGAUUUAUGAGUUUUCAUAUAUAUUAUAUCGUUGCUGUUAUUGCUUCC
Prunus mume (Japanese apricot) is the source of this 3615-nucleotide messenger RNA. RefSeq names its product Calmodulin-binding transcription activator protein with CG-1 and Ankyrin domain. Lineage: Eukaryota; Viridiplantae; Streptophyta; Magnoliopsida; Rosales; Rosaceae. The record is from RefSeq and is a predicted model, not a curated record. Gene Ontology annotation, cellular component: nucleus. Gene Ontology annotation, molecular function: double-stranded DNA binding; protein binding; transcription coregulator activity. Gene Ontology annotation, biological process: regulation of transcription by RNA polymerase II.